AUGAAGCUGUCGUUAACUGUAUUUAGUGGUCUUUUGAGCCUGACUUCCCUCGCGACUGCCAUCUCACCCGCUGGGAAAGCGUUCGAGAGGGUUGGAGAGCGGAGACCACUUCUUGAAAGGCGCGUGCCCAACCAGCCUUUUCAGAAUGCGGAGUUGCAGAAGCGGGCUUCAAAAUACUUGACCCCAGAGACCGAGAAGUUUGCUGUAAAUGGCACCGCAAUACCUGACGUCGACUUCGAUAUCGGCGAGUCUUAUGCAGGCCUACUGCCCAUCUCGAGCGAUCCCAAUGAAAGUAGAAAGCUAUUUUUCUGGUUCUUUCCUUCCACCAAUCCAGCUGCUACCGAAGAAGUCUUGAUCUGGUUCAACGGUGGCCCUGGCUGCAGCUCCUUGAGCGGACUACUGACCGAGAAUGGACCUUUCACGUGGGAAGCCGGCACGAAAGCGCCAGUCCAGAAUCCUUAUACAUGGGUCAAUCUUACAAACUCGAUGUGGGUGGAACAGCCAGUAGGAGUCGGUUACAGUCAAGGCGUACCCAACAUCACGAACGAGGUGGAGCUCGCUCAAGAAUUCAUUGGCUUCUACAAGAACUUCGUGGAUACCUUCAGCGCUCAGAAUUACAAAGUCUACCUCACAGGCGAAAGCUAUGGCGGCUUCUACGUCCCUUAUAUCGCCGACGCCUUUGUCAAUGCAAAUGAUAAGGUCUACUACAAUCUUGCGGGCAUGGCUAUCAAUGAUCCGAUUCUCGGCGAUUCCACCGAUCAACAGCAAGUCGUCAUUCAGCCGUUCGUGGACUACUGGUCCAACUUGUUCUUCCUCAAUGAGACCUUCACGGCAGCACUCGCUGAUAAGCAUAAGUCAUGCGGCUUCGCAGACAGGCUUGACAAAUAUUUGGCAUACCCACCUCCUGCAGAACCCUUUCCAGUUCUACCCGAUCCAUACGCGGACGACUCUCUUAAAUGCGAUAUCUUCGACUUCGUGUACAACGCGACACUCCUCACCAAUCCUUGCUUCAACAUCUACCACAUCACAGAAACCUGCCCUCACCCAUGGAGCAUCCUCGGUAUAGUCAACCCGGGCGACUAUAACCCACCAGGCAACAUGGUAUACUUCAACCGCAGCGACGUCCAAGCCGCUAUCAACGCCCCACCAACCAACUGGUCGCAAUGCACACCCACGAACGUAUUUGGUCUUGCCAGCGACAAUCAAAGCUUGUCAGACACCUCUCUUGGCCCUGCUCAGGACGGUGUACUUGCCCACGUUAUCGACUCCAUCAACAACACUUUCAUUGGUGUCGGCAAUCUCGACUUCAUCCUUCCAACCAACGGAUCUCUCCUCGCGCUUCAAAAUAUGACAUGGGGAGGGGUGAAGGGCUUCCAAGAGCGGCCGGUGCAGAAUACCUUUUUCGUGCCGUAUCAUCCUGAGUAUAACGGUGGUGCCUUGUCAUCGGCUGGUGAUGUAGGCAGCUGGGGUUCAGAGCGCGGCUUGACGUUCUAUGAUGUUCAACUCGCUGGUCAUGAACUCCCUGGCUACGCACCAGGCGCCGGCUACCGUGUCGUCGAAGCAAUGUUAGGUCGUGUCCCGGAUAUUGGCACGGUCGGCACUUUCACCACGCAGACGGGUGGGAAUUAUGGCAGCGCGGAAAUUGAUGCCCUAGAGGGCUCGUCGCCGGUGCCGGAUCGGUUGAGGCAUUAUGCUAAGGGUGGGGUGUUUAGACAUAGUCCAAGGUGA
Molecule: messenger RNA, 1728 nt
Organism: Bacidia gigantensis
Lineage: Eukaryota; Fungi; Ascomycota; Lecanoromycetes; Lecanorales; Ramalinaceae
Exons: 7
Coding region: 1-1728 (575 amino acids)
Biological process (GO): proteolysis
Molecular function (GO): serine-type carboxypeptidase activity
Source: RefSeq, a predicted model, not a curated record